Messenger RNA from Aedes aegypti (yellow fever mosquito), 3470 nucleotides. RefSeq names its product hexokinase type 2 (gene Hex-A). NCBI's taxonomy places the organism in Eukaryota, Metazoa, Arthropoda, Insecta, Diptera, Culicidae. Gene Ontology annotation, biological process: intracellular glucose homeostasis; glucose 6-phosphate metabolic process; glycolytic process. Gene Ontology annotation, cellular component: cytosol; mitochondrion. The transcript is spliced from 9 exons. Gene Ontology annotation, molecular function: mannokinase activity; D-glucose binding; glucokinase activity. The record is from RefSeq and is a predicted model, not a curated record. Bases 841 to 2229 code for a protein of 462 amino acids.
GGACAAAUUUUCCAUCAAAAAUCACUUUCUCACAGUUGUUUUUGACACGCCGGCACCGAAAGUAGUUACACUCCUAGUCUAUUCCCUGGACGGAUACCGAGCCACAUUGCUCCGGAGAUUAUUGUAUCUCUAUUUGUAGUCAAUCGAUCACAGCCGAUAUAUCCUCAGGAAUUCCGACGUUGAGUAUCGAAGCACCGAGGACUAUCUAAAAUUAUUUUCUUUUCGUUUUCCUCCCUAGAGUGGUUGUGAGUGAAACGUGGAAAAACGGGGUUUGGCCUUCUUGUUAGGGUGCACUGUGUGUCGAAGAGUCAAAGCUCAAACCCAUCUCGUCCUUCUCGUGUUGUCCUGUUGUGUGAACGCUAAGUGUCCCAUAAUACAGUGUUGUUUCGGGGAAUGUUAUCAAUCUUGUCCAUAGUAGCGAAUAGCAAGGCGUGAAGAAAAGGCUAAGUUAGUGCGGAAACAAAAUAUAAAUAUUUUCUUUGUCCAAGUAAAUCGCCAGUCCAGUAGUUGUACCUCCAAGCGGGUAUUAGAGUAGCGGGUUUAUCAGUCGUGAACGCGUUCGUGCUCAGUCGAGAAAGGUUAACGCAGCAAAAAGCCUCAGUGAAACCGUAAACCGAACCGAACGACGGUCAAGUGGAGUACAUUCAUUCACUCUUGCACGGAAAGGAAGAAACGCUCUACAUCUUGGGUGUAAAACAACUUUUCCCAGAAGAAUUUGUGAAGUGUUCAGAACAGUCAAGCAUAGUUGAUUGUUUAUAUCGAUCACACUCGGUGGAAGAUUUGAUACAGUGAUACAUUGUCGCAGCAUCCCUUGCUUAAGAACACAGCUAACUCUACGAGAUGGAUUUGGUCAAGCCAUUCAUGGAUCUACACGUGGAUAGAGUCAGCAAGGAAAUCCGCGAACAAUGUCAGGAACUGAUACUGUCAGACAAACAGAUCGAGGAGAUCAUGCGGCGGUUGCUGAAGGAAAUCAACCGAGGUCUAGGAAAAGCCACACAGCCCGAAGCAGACAUCAAAUGUUUCAUCACCUACGUACAAGAUCUGCCAAAUGGAAAAGAAAAGGGAAAAUUCCUAGCGCUCGAUCUGGGCGGUACCAACUUCCGGGUGCUGUUGAUUCACCUCAAGGAUGAAAACGACUUCGAGAUGUUGUCGAAAAUCUACGCCAUUCCACAGAGUAUUAUGCUUGGCAGUGGGACGCAACUGUUUGACCACAUUGCGGAAUGUUUAGCUAAUUUUAUGAAGGAACAUUCUGUCUACGAAGAAAAACUACCUCUAGGCUUCACAUUCUCAUUCCCGCUAACACAGCUCGGGCUGACCAAAGGUAUUCUGGCACGGUGGACCAAAGGUUUCAACUGUUCCGGCGUUGUCGGAGAAGACGUUGUCCAGCUAUUAAAAGAUGCCAUCGCCAGAAGAGGGCUAGAUGUCCAAAUCGAAAUCUGUGCCAUUCUCAACGAUACCACCGGCACGCUGAUGUCCUGUGCUUGGAAGAAUCACAACUGUAGAAUCGGAUUGAUCGUCGGCACCGGUAGCAAUGCAUGCUAUGUGGAAAAGGUCGAAAACUGCGAGAUGUUCGACGGACCGAAAGAUCCGAAGAAGGAACACGUCCUCAUCAACACCGAGUGGGGUGCGUUCGGCGAUAACGGAGCGCUCGACUUUGUGCGGACAGAGUACGACCGGGAGAUUGAUCACUUCAGUAUAAACCCGGGAAGGCAGAUACAAGAAAAGAUGAUCUCCGGUAUGUAUAUGGGCGAGCUGGCUCGCCUGGCCAUCGUCAAGUUCACACGGGCCGGCCUCCUGUUCGGAGGUGUCGGUUCCGACAUUCUGUUCAAACGUGGGCAGUUCUUCACCAAGUACGUGUCAGAAAUUGAAUCGGACAAACCGGGUACCUACAUGUACUGCCGUGACGUGCUGGACGAGUUGGGUUUGGAGCACGCAACCGACGAGGACUGUGCGAACGUGCGUUAUAUUUGCGAGUGUGUAUCGAGUCGAGCUGCCCAUCUUGUGUCCGCCGGUAUCGCUGCCCUCAUCAACAAGAUGGACGAAAAGAGUGUCACCGUCGGCGUUGACGGUUCGGUGUAUCGUUUCCACCCGAAAUUCCACGAUCUGAUGAAGGCCAAAAUCAGACAGUUUGUGAAGCCGGACAUCAGCUUCGACCUCAUGCUGUCGGAGGAUGGUUCUGGGCGUGGUGCGGCACUGGUGGCCGCCGUGGCGUGUAGAGAAGCCCACUAAAGCAGUACUGCAGUUUCUUAAUGCCCCUCCCCUCAUCAAAACCUAUACAACUACUGAACUAGUGAUCUAGAGAAUAAUUAUUAGAGCAAAGCCCACACCCACACACUGAGAAAAAAGAGAUAUAUAAGCAGGUAAAGCAUGCAGCAAAAAGUUUAAAGCAAGAAUCCUAAUAUAAAAAAGAAACUAUCCAUAAUAGACAAACUAUUAUUUUAAACUGUAAGAAAUAGGCUGGAAUAUGAAACCGAUUCAAAAGUUUAGGAAAUUGCAGGAACGAUUAGUGGAAGGUAAAUCGAGGAUAUUGUUAAUUAUUUAUUACAAAACGAAAGUAAACUGAAAUUGCAAAAAGAGUGAAAAACAUAAUAAUACCCUGACAACUGAGUUUAGCUGUACAUUAAUUAGUUUUAAUUAUUUUUUUUAUAAAUUAAUAAACAAUUAUACCUUUCAAAGGCAAAAUUCGUUUGGCACGGCGUAUGAACUGAGAAAAACCACAUGAAAUGUGAUUUCUUUCUAUCCUUACUUUGAUUCAGUUAACACUGAAAACAAAUUCGAUCGGAAUUGGGUUUCGAAAUAGUUGAUGCUUUCAUCAAUUGUACAUAGAAUAGUCUUGCUAUACAAAGCUUUCAAAAUUAAGAGAACACGACUCUCCUAAGACGUGUGCAGUUUUUGUCAGGGUUAGGCGUCAAGGACUUCAAACGAUAGCAAGCUGUGUUUCUAUUCAGAUUAGAUAUGAUUUUAAAUCUGAUACACUGCGCGAAUACCAAUUAGACCCUGUUUAUUGGAUAGUUCAAAUUAAUCCUCUGGAAUCAAACAAGCAUAAACAGUAUCGUUUUUGUCUAUAUGUUCAGUUUAUGGAACGUUUCCCCCGGCUUGAUGAAUGAUGCCCGAUUCGAGGGAAAUUUAUGUUUAGUUACUACACUGUUUUUUUUACUGAAGGUGUCAAUCAUAAGCAAGUCAUACAGAUAAACAAAAAGCUGAAAUUAUGCUUGUGAACGAUCUUCACUGAAAGGUUAAAUUUAAAAGCAAAACAAAAUGUAAUGAUUAAAUUAUAUGAAACAACAAUAAACAAAGUAAGAGAACGAAACAAUAGCAAAGUGUACAUUAUAAAAUUAAAAGAAAAAAAGAAGAGAUCAUAACAAAAGCUAAUUGUAAUUUACAUUAGAGAAGAAAUAAUUAUAAUACUGUUGACAGUGAAAAAAUGAGAAUAAAGAAAUGCUAUUGAUAUAGUAGAAUACAUCUUAAAA